This is a messenger RNA of Ixodes scapularis (black-legged tick), 1511 nucleotides long. RefSeq lists its product as uncharacterized. The transcript is spliced from 3 exons. The coding region runs from base 87 to 1025 and encodes 312 amino acids. The record is from RefSeq and is a predicted model, not a curated record. Lineage: Eukaryota; Metazoa; Arthropoda; Arachnida; Ixodida; Ixodidae.
AUAGGUGGCGCCCUAGGCGCUCCCCCUUAGGGAAGUAUUCUCCCCUUCCGUCUUCAUCUUUCCUUCGUUGAUCGGAGCGACGAGUCAUGUCAACCGCCGAGAUCGUGGAGCUCCAACGAACGGUGGCGAACAUCGCUACUUCGGUAGCGGUGCUCACCAACCGCCUCCCUCCGUUAGCCACGGAGGAUGUCGAACUCCGACAUAGUGAGCGGAGCAACUCGCCAGACCUGGACCCUUUGGGUCCCGCUGACGAGCCCCAUGCCUGGUUGGGGAGACCGACGGAGGGCCGUCCCCGGGAGGUGGACCCUGCCCUCCUCGACUUCCUCAAAGAGCACUGGGGCCCCGAAGGGCGCGCGGAGCGGUGCAGGGCGGCCCUGACGAGCUUCCCGCGACCGCGGCUCCCCUUCGCCACAGUGCCGGAGUUAAAUCCGGAAAUGAAGGCCCUGGCGAAGGAGAGGAGCCGCCGUCCAGAGGGUGGCUCGGAAGGGCCCGCCAACGUCGCUGCCCGGGACCAGGCACUCCGAGAAAGCCAAGACGGAGUGGCCGCUGCUAUGGGGCCACUGGUUGGCCUAUUAGAGAUUGGCCUCACGGAGGAGGCCAUUGAUAGAAAGACGGUGGCUGACCACGUGGGGGCAGCUACCGCCCAUCUCGGGCGGCUCUUCGCGUCGCUCUCCCGCGAGCGCCGGGAGGGGGUGAUUGCACGAGUGGCCCCAGACCUCCGCCAGAUGGUGGCCCAUGACGGCGGGGACGAGGGAUCCCCACUGCUGUUUGGAGAGGGCUUCCUGGGGCAGCUGCGAACGCGGAACGAGACCAUCAAGGUCCUCCGGGAAGCCCGCCAACCGCCCCCUCCCGCCGCGGAGCCAGCAGCCAAGAGGUCCCGCAGCUCGGCUGCCCCAGGGACCAGUGCCCAGAGCCGGAGUGUGGGCCGGCAGCCCUUUCACGGGGGGCCCCCUUCCCGAGGCUACACGAGGGGGGCCUACCUCCGCCAGGGACAUCGAGGCAACGGGACACGCGGCAGGACUUAGCGUGGUGGAUCCGAGCACUGAGGAAGACCCCAAGGGGCCAGAUCAAGACACCCCCAGUAGUACAGACGAUACAGUCGGACAGCUCGCUGAAGGGGUGGGGAGCAUGCUCGGAGGGGUGGACGAUCGGGCAUCACUGGACACCACUCCAAUCCACUUGGCACAUCAAUGCCCUGGAGCUGAUGGCAGCCUUCCUGGCCCUUCAGGCGCUGGCAAAGAAUGUGUCUCGGGGCUCCAUCCUCCUCGAGCUAGACAACACAGCAGCAGUAGCGGCCAUCAACAGGAGGGGCAGCACCUGCUCUCCACAACUCACCAGGAUAGCCCACGAGCUAUGGUCGUGGUGUUGGGCGAGGGGAAUAUCAGUCAGGGCGCAACAUAUUCCGGGGCACAUGAACACGGAUGCAGACCAAGCAUCCAGGAGAGUGAUGGAUGCCAGCAGUUGGAAGCUGUGCCCGUUCACAUUCAGCAGGAUCAACUGUCUGUGGGGCC